This is a messenger RNA of Mangifera indica (mango), 1165 nucleotides long. RefSeq lists its product as uncharacterized. NCBI's taxonomy places the organism in Eukaryota, Viridiplantae, Streptophyta, Magnoliopsida, Sapindales, Anacardiaceae. The transcript is spliced from 2 exons. The record is from RefSeq and is a predicted model, not a curated record. The coding region runs from base 184 to 687 and encodes 167 amino acids.
AUCGGAGCUCACAGUCUCCACCAAUAAUUGAUAAUUCUCCUCCUAAUCCUCUCUGUACUCAAGCUGGCACCACUGUCUCCUUCUUCCUCUCUAAAUCCUUAAACCCUAGCAAGCAAACAAACAAACAUACAUUCACGCUUUUCUCAUUUCUCAUUCUUCAUUCUAUUAAUUCUUUUUCAAAUUAUGCUUCUCCUACUCUCCUUUCUCACUCUCUCAAUGGCCACUGCCGCCGAUGACGAUUCAAUUUACCAGAUCCUUAAAGCCCACGGCCUCCCCAUGGGCCUUCUCCCCAAAGGAAUCCGCCAAUUCAGCUUCGACAAUACGGGGCAUUUUGAGGUCUUUUUGGAUCAAGCGUGCAAUGCGAAAUUCGAAAACGAAUUGCACUACGAUAGAAACGUUUCCGGUACUUUGAGCUACGGUCAGAUCGGGUCCUUGUCGGGCAUUUCCGCCCAGGAGUUGUUCUUGUGGUUUCCAGUUAAGGGAAUUCGAGUCGAUAUCCCGAGUUCGGGUGUUAUUUAUUUUGACGUUGGUGUUGUUUUUAAACAGUUCUCGUUGUCUUUGUUUGAAACGCCCAGAGACUGCAUGGUUGUACGAUCUGAUAAUGAUGACCUGCUUCGAGAUGGGAAGCUUAUUGCUCAAACUCUUUUAAAGCUUGAUCAAGAAACUGUUGCGAGGGAUUUUAUUUAGGGAGAGAGUGAUAGACAUUUCGUUCAGUAGCUCAAUCAACUAGCCUUGGGUUCUCUGUUUCCCAUUGUAAAAAAGAAAGUGGUCGAAUGCUGCUUUAGAAGAUCCUGUGCUUCAGUUUUGUGUGAUUGCUUGCAUUUUCUUAUCCAUAUGAUCCGAAGUCUGCAGACUAGUUAAGCCAGCUCUUGUCUAUGCAAGGAGGCCAGUGAAUCUGAAAGAGAAACAUUAAACGAGGCUUAUUCUUUGAAAUAUUAAGAGAGGCUGGACAUAAUUUGGUUGAGGUGAUUUCAGGUGAUAAUUCUGCAAGAUAUAAUUUUUUUUUCUCAGUUUUGUAUGUUGAAUUUAUUGUAUUAUCAAUACAAGGAUGGAUGGUAUAUUGAGUGUCUUUUUCUAGUAUAAGUUUUAGGUUGAACAAGAGACACAUGCCUUGAUGAAUUGUGAUAUAAGAAUUGAAAUAAUAAAGCUCUAUUUCUUAAUGUCA